This is a messenger RNA of Bicyclus anynana (squinting bush brown), 3752 nucleotides long. RefSeq names its product ecdysone oxidase-like. The record is from RefSeq and is a predicted model, not a curated record. The transcript has 3 exons. Gene Ontology annotation, molecular function: flavin adenine dinucleotide binding; ecdysone oxidase activity. The coding region runs from base 1524 to 3407 and encodes 627 amino acids. Lineage: Eukaryota; Metazoa; Arthropoda; Insecta; Lepidoptera; Nymphalidae.
GCGAUCGAUAAACACGCUUUUCUUUGCCACCCUACCUUCUAACCACACGCGGCAAACUUAGACCCACCACGCUGCUCCAAUGCGUGUUGACGCGUUUAGGAUGAUAAAAUUUCUUUUAUCUAACACUAUGUUAACGAUAGUAUCGGGUUAACCGGGACCGACAGCUUAAUGUGCUCUUAGAGGCACUGGGAUGUUACACUACCAACUUCCCAACUGCGGCCUGAGAAUUUAACUGAAAUUUUAUUACAAAAUAUGAAAGCUCAGUAUGUCAUAACUCAUAGCCGACCAAGGAGUCGAACCCAGGAUCUCGUGAUCGGAAGUCACACAGGCUAACCACUGGAUCAAUUAGGCAGUUACAUGGCGUCAUUGUAUCCUUUUUUAUUUAUCUCUUAAAUACGGGCCCGAUAAGUGGGAACCUGCCCUAAGGCACGGGUAUUCAAAGCUUGUGUUCACAGAUGAAUGUGGCAAUAUCUUUAUUUUUUUCUUUUUAUUUGAUCUACCAACAGAUGUGUAAAUAUUACAAUAAUUAAAAAUAUAUCCAAGGAGUAAUACCAUGAUAAAAAGUAAAUAUAUUUACGGAUAAACACCGCAUGCAAACUGUCUAAAGUUUAAAAUAUACUUAGACUAUUAUUUUAAUAAUUAUAUUUGAUGAGGAGAUCUACAAUUAUGAUAAUAAUUUAUAAACAUGCAUAUAAUAUAAAGAAAACCAACUAAAUAAAAUAAAAAAUCAAUAAAACACAUGAAACUUGAUAAAAUAAAAAACAAAUUUAAUUAAAUAAUAUAAAUCUAGUUGUGUAGGAAGAAGAAAGAAGUCCUGGCUACGAAAUAUAAGGGAGUGGACUGGCAUAAAGACAGUCGAAGAACUUUUCCGCCUAGCCAUGGACAAGGAAAAGUUUAGAAAGCUGACCGCCGACCUUCAGUAAUGGAGAGGCACUCUAAGAAGAAGAAUAUAAAUCUAAUUACUUUCUACUUAAUUCUACCGAUUUUGGCUAUGGCUAGCCAGCCACAUUUUGCAAAUGAUAUCAUUUUUAUUAGACCAGUGCCAGUACACCUACAUCAACGUAAAGUAUUCUAAUACUUGGCGUGAGGUAAUACUUACAUCAAUAGUUUUAAAUCGCAUAAAUAUAGUGUUAUUCUUAUUAUUUUAAGCCUACGUCGUUUUACAUUGUAUUUUCGUCAUCUGACAUGGCCAUUUCGAUUGGCUAGUCCAAAGUAAUCCACUGUUGUUGUUGUUGAUUAAAUUAUCCUGUCAAAAGUUGUGAAUGUACCUCAAGACAUUGUUCAACAUUGGCGUUUUUUUUUUAUUUUAAAUCCACUUCUGAGUUUCUUUAAUAAUAUUUUCUAGUCACUCAACAAGUAAGGUUAUAUUUCCUAGUCACUCAACAAGUAAGGUAAUAUUUCCUAGUCACUCAACAAGUGAGGUAAUAUUUCCUUAUCACUCAACAAGUGAGGUAAUAUUUCCUAGUCGCUAGUUAGUCAACAGUAAAUCUCAGAGACAAAAGAAACAAUGCUCGUGUUCACAGAUGGACGUGGCGACCUCUCUGGCUACAGUGAAGGCGGCGCACGCCGCGCUGCUGGUGCUGGCUGCUUUCAGCCUCACCGCCUACAAGUGGCCGACCAGCGCUCCGGUGACAGAGGGCGAAGUGUACGACUACAUCGUGGUGGGCGCGGGCACAGCGGGCAGCGUCGUGGCCAACCGGCUCACGGAGAACCCCGACGUGCAAGUGCUGGCCAUUGAAGCUGGGGGAGAACCCGCCUUUGAAACCGAAUACGCCGGUUUGUUCCCGCUCCUAACAAAAACAAACUACGAUUGGAACUACGUGUCAGAGGACGACGGCUACACCGCGCAGUACCACAGGAACGGCUACCUGGACCUGCCUUCCGGCAAAGUGUACGGAGGCAGCAGCACCUUACACCACUUCUAUUACGUGAGAGGACACGCCAACGACUACAAAGCAUGGGCCCACGCGGCAGGAGACCAGUCCUGGUCUUUCAAAAAUCUUCUCCCGUAUUUUAAGAAGAGCGAACGCCUCGAAGAUGAGGAGAUCCUUAACUCUGCCACUGGCAAAUACCACGGGACCAACGGCUCCAUCAUCAUAACACGCGAGCUGCGGGACUCACCGCUCAAAUACCUCGAAGCUUUCAAGGAAGUUGGGCAUAAUGUCGUAGACGAUCUCAAUACCGGCGACACCUUAGGGUUCGCAAGACCCAUGUUUACCAUAGGAGACGGAAUACGGCAGAGCAGCGCUAUAGGCUACCUCUCGCCACUAAAGAACCGACCUAAUUUCCAUUUAGCAAAAGAAACCACAGUCGAUAAAAUUUUGAUCGAUGAAAAUAAAAAUGCUAUAGGUGUCCAGGCUUCUGCAAACGGUCAAACUUUCAACAUUUACGCCCGGAGAGAGGUGAUAGUAUCGGCGGGUACGUUCAACUCACCGAAACUUCUGAUGCUGUCUGGUAUCGGACCGAAAAGUCAUCUCGAAAGUUUGGGUAUCGAAGUAGUAGCCGACUUGCCUGUGGGGCAAAAUAUGGAGGAUCACGUUACCGCAUUCUUAGUGCAUAAAUUAGGAGAAGCAAGUGAAACUCCCGCUCCCGAAAACCCGUCUCUUUUCCCAAUACCGACGUUCGUUGGUGUAGAUGCUGUGGAUAAAACACAGAGCCAUCCUGAUUACGUGACUCUGAAUUUAAUAUGCAGAAACAAUCCCAGCAACUUGGCGCUACUCUGUUCUAGUGUUUUCGGACUACACGAUGACGUGUGUAACCAGCUCAUCACAGCCGGUACAGGUAACGAAAUUCUGGCAACGGUGUUCAACGUAGCUCGUCCGAAAUCGCGAGGGGAAGUCGUCUUGCGUAGCGCAGAUCCUAAAGAUACACCAAAAAUCUACACGGGCUACUUUUCCAACAGCGAAGACUUGGAGAACAAUGCGGCGUACAUUGAAGACUUCAUUAAAGUGACCAAUUCUAGUUUCUUCCGCGAAGUCGGCGGUGAGACGAUGUACUUCGAUCUGCCGAACUGCAGGGGCUUGGAGCUGAACACGCGCGAGUACUGGAAGUGCUACGUGCUCAACAUGAUGGACACGACCUUCCACUACAGCAGCACGUGUCGGAUGGGGUCGGUGUUGGACGCCAAACUGAAGGUUCUGGGGGUCAACAAGCUAAGAGUUGUGGAUGCUAGCGCAAUGCCGAACACGGUUAGUGCAAAUAUAAACGCCGCAGUACUAGUACUGGCGGAGAAAGCCGCAGAUAUGAUAAAGAAAGCCCAUAAAGCACAACCGACUAAACCACCUAAACCAACCAAACCAACCAAACCAACCAAACCAACCGAACCAACGAAACCAACCAAACCAACGCCACCAAAACCACUCCUUACCUUACCUAAAAUUUUAGGCAUUGAUCUAGCAAUCUUAUAAAAACGCUCAAAAUGAAAGACUGCAAUCAGUAGCGUGCACAAUAUACAAACUCAAGUAUAAAUUUGUACAAAAUGGAAAACUCUUCCUUCAACACUGAUUAACAACAUAAUAAGUCAUCAUCAAUCAGGGUAAUGUUGCCUUUUUGCGUCUACAAAUGCAUGCAAUUGAUUGCUAUAUCAAUAUUUUAAUGUGUUUUUCAAACCUUGUGUUUAGGUAGAACUUUAAAAAAGUAGAAGUUUAUAAUAUCUUGUGAUAUUUAAAAGUGGUACAAAAUGUAUUUACCUAUUAUUUACAAUUAAUAAUACUUAUUAAUUACGACUUCGCUCUCUUAUCGCUCUCUGUUAA